CCAGUUGCCUUGCUCACCCCUGCAGGCGGGGCCGUUUUCUGUGGGCUGCGGCCUGUGUUGAUAUCGAUGUGGAGGAGACGAUAUAACUGGUUACUUAUUCUCUCCAUCAGAUAUUACCGAACCUAAGAUGGCGCUGUGUAAUCCAAUAAAGAGGAAGCCUGUGUAGUGUAGUAGGCUGUAGCGGUGUGGUUGUGGGGCUGCGGUGGUAGUGUGGUGGUGGUGGUGGUUGUGGUGGCACUGUCUGACUCUCCUCUCCCUCUCUCUCUAGUGUGGGCUCAGUGGCUCUCUAAGUCUCACCAUGGCUGGCGGGUCCAAUACACGUUUGCUACUUGUGACAGCCAACAUUGCCUCUUGUUUUGAACAGCCUGACACUAUGCUGAAGCCAUGGAUUACAGAAUUCUUGAAGACUGUGGAGGAGCACGAGCCUCACUUCAUUGCCCUUCACUGCCAGGAGGUGGGUGGCAAGAACUAUGAGGAGAGCAUGCAACAUGUGGAGCAUUUUAUAAGAUCACUGAUGAAUAGAGGAACAAUGCUGCCCUUUGACAAGAUCAGAGUUUACUUAGAUGAAGAGUAUGAGUCUGCUGAAAAGUUCACUGCCCUAGGAAACCUGUACUUCAUUCACCAAAACGUACAAGAUGUUCAGUUAUGGGACUUUGAAGAAAAGAAAUUCGUAGAUUGUUUAGAUAGAAGAGAAUAUUCAGGAAAUAUUGAGGAUGUCACUACGAAAGAAAAGUCAAAAUUUCCACAGGAAUUCUUCCCUGAGUGCAAGUGGUCUCGUAAAGGGUUCAUGAGGACUCGUUGGUGUCUGAAUGGAACGAAGUUUGAUCUAGUUAAUAUUCAUCUUUUUCAUGAUGCUUCAAAUUUUGUUGCAAUGGAAGGGUUCCCGUCAGUGUACAGUCGUAACCGCAAAAGGGCUUUAGAGCACACACUUGACAGGUUCCAUAAUGACAGCUAUGAAAAAGUGCCAAUCUUCCUCUUUGGAGACUUCAACUUCCGACUCAAUACUCAAGCUGUAGUUAAGAAAAUUAGUGAGGGAUGUACGCUAGUGGAUGGAGAGCUGCCAGAUACAAAUGAGAAAUCACAGAACUUUAAAGAUGGCAAAGGUCAAGUGCGGCUGACAGUAUCCAAGAAGACCUUCAAGCAUCAAGAUCACCAAAAUGUGUUCCUCAAGGAUAAUGGAAACUGGCUUCGUGAAUUUGACCAAGAAGUGUCACAGUUUGGAGAUAGAUUAGCAGAAUUCCCCAUCACUUUUCCUCCAAGUUACCCAUUUGAAGAAGGUGCUGAAGGAGAAGGCUCUCACUACAUGCAGACACGUUGUCCUUCGUGGUGUGAUCGUGUCGUCUUGGACAAGGCAGCUAAGAAACUCGUUGAUUCAAGUGGCAGUAAAGUGAAAUAUAAUCUUAUUGGGCUGACAACCACUAUGGGAGACCAUAAGCCAGUGGGCCUUUGUGUGGAGGUUCCCAUAGGAGCAGGUACAGUGCAGUGUUGCUCACCUCAGGCACCAUGUCGUAACUUUGUGCAUGAUCCUGCUGCUCAGUGUUUUGUGCAGUCAGGCUGGUGCCUCUGUCAGUCCUAUCCACCCUGCCCAAGACCCAUUGUAGCAUCUGUGUGCUCCAACAACCCACUCCUAACCCCUCUCCCAGGCCAGGUUCUUCCUGUGACCCUAGCCUCUGCAUGUCUCAACCCAGUAAAGGUUGACAUGUCCUUCACUCAAGAUAAUGUGAACACCCCUGGACAGUGUUUAGUGCCUCAGUGUGUGUGUAGUGCUGGUGUUAGUGAGGAAAAGCUUAGUCAUCAGUGUCAUUGUCAGUUCCGAACCACAGACCCUCAAGUGAUACCCGAAGCUGGAGUUAAGUCUAGAGACCUAAUGAGGAAUCUGUUGCUGUUAGGUGCUGGCUGUGAUACUAGAGGAGGCUUGGAAAACACUGAUCAGUUAUUGAAAAGAGUCAAUUCUGCACCUAACACUAGUGUUGUACCACCCAAACCAUAUCACCACAUUCCCCUGGCAUCUUCACACUCCCUUGACACUGGUCGGUGCCUUCACCUGACAUAUGCACCUAAUGCUAAGCUGCGACUCAGGUCUUCCUCCUCAAGAUUCUUAUCACAUCACAGUUCUUCUACUGAAGAAUGGUUUGAAGAAGUAUUUAUAUCUCAGGAUUCAAACAAAUGUGAAGAUAAAUCAUGUGAUACAUUAGUAGCAGCAACCUCACCUGAACUUAAAGACUGCAAUAAGGAUACCAUUCCAUCUCCAAUCACAUCACCAAACAAUGUUAAUACAGACAGAAAAUCUUCUCCAGUAUCAGGGGAGCAUCAGGAAGAUGUGACUUUAUGGGGUCCUGUUAACCAGGUGAGAAAAGAAUCUAUUGGUGACAGCUUAGGUGGUGAGAGCUUGGGUGAAUGUAGUGAACAGAGGGAAGAAAGUCAUAGCACUAAAGAAUUAUCAGUGGACCAUGAACACUUAAGCACUGAACAACACUCCCUCAAUAACUUGCUCCUAGCAGACAGUUGUGAUCAACUCUCAGCUAAGAAUCUUUCACAAUCUGGGUCCAGCAUAAGUGCACACUACAGUGAAGAUAGUGUUUCCACUGGAGGCAGACUCCUCAAGGAUGGGGAGACUGUGUCACAGGCCCCAACAUUUGACAUAGCAGAUGUUGACCCCAGUGAUGUAAGCACUUCCAAGCAACAUGCAAUUAGUCAAAAGCCUAGCAGCAAGUCCAGUACUGACAUGUCUGAGCACCCACCUGGCCACUGCUGUUGUGUUCUGUCCUAACCUUGGCUGCAUAUACCUUCCUGUAGUAUCCCAUGAUGGGACUCCAGUUGAUGAGCCUGUGUGGCAGCUGAGAGAGCCAAAGGAAGCAAGCAGUCCAUCUGGCCACUUGUCGGACUCUGCCAAUGAAAGUGAGGAACCAGUAUCUCAGGCCAUGUGGUGUGGACCAUCAGGC
Molecule: messenger RNA, 2942 nt
Organism: Portunus trituberculatus (swimming crab)
Lineage: Eukaryota; Metazoa; Arthropoda; Malacostraca; Decapoda; Portunidae
Gene: 5PtaseI
Exons: 14
Coding region: 299-2770 (823 amino acids)
Biological process (GO): phosphatidylinositol dephosphorylation
Molecular function (GO): inositol-polyphosphate 5-phosphatase activity
Source: RefSeq, a predicted model, not a curated record